CAGUAGAUCUACUGUGGAGCAAAAUAGCAUUUACUACGGUGGUACUCGUAGCGUAAAGAGGUCCAAGCAAAGACAGGACUACCUUCACUUGAAGACACAGUCUGAGUAACUCUUUGCUAGUAGAUAGUACUAGCGGCGAGCGUAGGAGCACCGCUGCAGGAGGAGAGAAUGCAGCGGAUCAUUGUGGUCUUGGCCGUACUGGGCCUAAGCAGUGCAGCCGUGCAUCUGCCCAACAUUUUCGGAGACAACAUGGUGUUGCAGACGAACGGAGAGUAUGGUGCUCGGUCAUUCAUCUGGGGCACAGCCAGUCCUGGUGAGAAGGUAUCCAUCACCGAGGGGUCUAGUAAGCAACCGCAAUAUGUUGUUAACGCCGAUCAACAAGGAAAAUGGAAGGUCAUGCUGAAUCCUAUUCGAGGGAACAAGCCGUUCGACAUUGUCAUGUCUGGAGAGACCGGCCCAAGCGUGACGUUGCACAAAGUCUUGGCUGGCAACGUCCUUCUUUGCUCCGGACAGAGUAACAUGCAAAUCCCAGUCAGCUACAUUCUGAAUGCAACGGCUACAAUCGCCGAAGCGGACCAGUACAGCAACAUUCGUCUGUUCCAGGUCAAACAGGAUCAGAGUGCCACGCCGAAGGAUGACCUGAACGGUACGUGGGUGAUCAACUCUGCCAAGACCGUGCCACCGUUCAGUGCCGUCUGCUACCUGACGGCGCUGUGGAUGAGUCGCAUGCACUGGGGAAAGACACCCAUCGGUCUCGUGCAGUCCGACUGGGGCGGCACGCCCAUACAGGCAUGGAUGAGUCCCGACGCCCUGCAACAGUGCGGCGAGCACAACCAAGGUGACGUUGCUGUUGAAAAGACGGAGGAUGUUGGUGGCCCGGGCACUCCCAGCCAGCUGUACAAUGCGAUGAUUCAUCCCCUGGUGGGAAUGACGGUGCGGGCUGCCCUGUGGUACCAGGGCGAAGCCAACGUGCCGCAGGGUCGUGACGCGUACACAUGCAAUCUAGGGUCCCUCAUACAAUCCUGGAGAGAUGUGUGGGGCAUCGGUGACUUUGCCUGGCUGAAUGUUCAACUGGCACCAUACACGGGUGGGACAGGUUAUAUAUCGGGUGUGAGAUUGGCAGAGACGGACGUCAGACCUCAUCCACAUGGCCCAGUUGACACUGUUGGAACGGCAGUCAUCAUUGACCUAGGCGACCCAAGCGGUAUCGUCCAUCCACACAACAAGACUGAAGUCGGCCGUCGUAUGGCCCUGCAGAUGCUGCAUGUUGCCCUCGCCCAGCAGUACCCGAAUCUGACAUUCUCUGGACCGGAGUUCAAGUCUGCAGUACAAGAGAGCACGGGCAACGUCGUUGUGAACUUUGACUACGCUGAAGGCAUGUACUGGAAUGACACACAUGGCUGUAGCAUGAAUGAAGGAUGCUGCUCGAACUACAGCGCUUUUGAGAUUUCUGCUGACAACGUAACGUGGAUGAAAGCUGAGCCGAAGCUGGGCACCUCGAGUGUUGAGCUUAUCGCUCCCGCUGGAAAGGUGAUCAAAUUUGUCCGCUUAGACAUCAGCAACUUCCCUGGAUGUGCUCUCUUCAAUAAUGCUCAACUUCCAGCAACGCCAUUCAUCAAAGAGGUUGUUUCUUGGCAAGAGGAACAGGCACUGAGAGAACAGGACGUUCACAAAACAAGUCCUACCUACACGGAAACCGAGGAUCUGACUACGCCUCCUAUGGGUUUCAAUAGCUGGAACUUCUACCAUUGCAAUAUUGACGAGAGGAUCGUCAUGAAGACGGCAGAUGCGUUCGUUGAGAAAGGAUUGGCUGCGGCAGGAUACCAGUAUGUAAACAUUGAUGACUGCUGGCAAGUGCAGCGAGAUGACGAUGGUAACAUUGUGCCUGAUCCAGUGCGUUUUCCAUCAGGGAUGAAGGCUCUGGCUGACUAUGUACAUUCAAAGGGCUUGAAGUUUGGUCUGUACACUGCCCAGGCAGAGUUCACUUGUCAGAAAAGGCCUGGCUCCUGGACCCAUGAGCUGCAGGACGCUGCUACAUACUGUGAGUGGGGAAUUGACUACCUGAAGAUCGACCACUGCGGCGGACACACCAACCCGCACCUGAACGACAGCUGGAUUCUGUUCAAGCAAGGCUUUGACAAGUGCAAGCAGCAGACUGGAAAGCAGAUAGUUAUGAGUGUGGAAUCGUGCCAUGACGUGACGGGAUGUGGCAGCUGGAUUGCAAAGGAGGCCAACCUUUGGCGGACGUGUGGAGAUAUUCAGUCCAACUGGAAAUCAAUCAUGGGUAACCUGGAUAGCAACAACGUGAUGGCAUCAGUGGCUACGCCUGGCCACUACAACGAUCCGGAUAUGCUCCAGGUUGGCAAUUCCGGUGUGUCACUGACCGAAGCCAAAGCUCAUUUCUCUCUGUGGAAUAUCAUCAUGGCACCACUGCUGGCUGGUAAUGACGUCCUCGGCAUGUCAAAUGAGACCGUGGCCAUUCUUACAGCGCCCGAAGUGGUGGCGAUCAACAAGGACACUCUGGGAAAGCAAGGCAUCCGUGUAUCACCUGCCAAUUCGACAGGCGGCGAGGUGUGGGCCAGGAAUAUGACGGACAAGAGUGUGGCCGUGGCACUGCUCAACCGCGGUAACGAAACAACCAACAUAAUUGUCACUUGGGAUAUGAUCUCAAUGCCAAACGAUGCCAAGGCCACAGUUCGAGACCUGUGGGAGGCAAAGGACGUGGGGUCUUUCACGGGCUCUUUCAGCUCACCGGUCCUGUCGCAUGAAGCUGUCCUAGUGCGCAUCACCCCGGCUCAAGCCAACUCAGUAUCGCUGUAGUUCAUGCGGCACAAGUGGGUCAUCAAAUCGAAGGCUGCCGCCUCAAAGAUAACCACAUUUAUUCUUCAAGGAUUUUUAUCUUCAUGCAAUCUUAUCUUAUCUAGUGGCGUGCUCUGAAGACUAUUCAGAGUCGGAUAUCAACUUUUUCUUCUCCUGCUUCGUACCAUGCCAGAUAAAUGUGCAUGAGCAGUGUUGUGUCGUGAUUUCGGAUCUACUAGAUACAUGUUCUGUACAGAUUAUUGGCAAUGCCCUCACGGUCCCAUGUUGCCUACGAUCGCGUUCUGUACUGUGAACUGUCAUCCUCAAUGCUGUCAUCGUGAGUUCGAUGCAGAUGGGAUUUUACUGUGCGAUUUGGACAUGAACAAUUAUGGCGCAGCUGC
This is a messenger RNA of Sycon ciliatum, 3200 nucleotides long. RefSeq names its product sialate O-acetylesterase-like. The record is from RefSeq and is a predicted model, not a curated record. The transcript has 24 exons. Bases 169 to 2820 code for a protein of 883 amino acids. Gene Ontology annotation, molecular function: alpha-galactosidase activity. Gene Ontology annotation, biological process: glycoside catabolic process; oligosaccharide metabolic process. Gene Ontology annotation, cellular component: cytoplasm. Lineage: Eukaryota; Metazoa; Porifera; Calcarea; Leucosolenida; Sycettidae.